Molecule: messenger RNA, 1302 nt
Organism: Patella vulgata (common limpet)
Lineage: Eukaryota; Metazoa; Mollusca; Gastropoda; Patellidae
Product: peptidyl-prolyl cis-trans isomerase E
Exons: 12
Coding region: 42-974 (310 amino acids)
Biological process (GO): protein peptidyl-prolyl isomerization; protein folding
Cellular component (GO): intracellular membrane-bounded organelle
Molecular function (GO): peptidyl-prolyl cis-trans isomerase activity; RNA binding
Source: RefSeq, a predicted model, not a curated record
AUUCCGUUCAAAAUGAAAACUUCCGGUAGAGAAAAACAAGCAUGACUGCCACAAAUAAACGCAUUGUUUACGUCGGAGGAAUUGCUGAAGAAGUCGAUGAUAAAAUAUUACAUGCUGCUUUUAUACCAUUUGGUGACAUUAUAGAUAUAAAUAUACCGCUUGACUAUGAAACAGAAAAACACAGGGGAUUUGCUUUUGUGGAAUUUGAAGUGGCGGAGGAUGCAGCGGCUGCUAUUGAUAAUAUGAAUGAAUCUGAAUUAUUUGGUAAAACUAUACGGGUUAAUUUGGCCAAACCAAUGAGAAUAAAGGAAGGGGCCUCAAGAGCAGUUUGGUCUGAAGAUACAUGGUUACAGAAACAUGCUGGGGAAACGUUAGAUAAAGAGAAUGAUGGAGAAGGGGGAGAUGGGGAUGGGGAACAAGGUACCAAACGUCCUGCUCCGGAUACAGAACAGGUUGUGGUACCAGCCAAGAGAUCUCGUGGAAAUCCACAAGUUUAUAUGGAUAUAAAGAUUGGUAAAAAGAAUUUUGGUCGUAUUAUUAUUGAAUUACGGGCGGAUGUUGUCCCAAGAACAGCAGAGAAUUUCCGAUGUUUGUGUACUCACGAGAAGAGUUUUGGUUACAAAGGUUCAAGUUUUCACAGAAUUAUUCCAUCUUUUAUGUGUCAGGGAGGUGAUUUUACUAAAGGUAAUGGAACAGGAGGAAAGUCUAUAUAUGGUCAUAAAUUUGAAGACGAGAAUUUUACACUGAAACAUACAGAACCAGGAAUAUUAUCAAUGGCUAACUCAGGACCAAAUACCAACGGUUCACAAUUCUUUCUUACAACAGAAAAAACUGACUGGUUAGAUGGUAAACAUGUUGUGUUUGGUAAAGUUAUAGAAGGAAUGGAUGUUGUCAGAAAAAUGGAGUCAUAUGGUACAAAAGGAGGAACUCCUACAGAAAAAAUAUCCAUUGUUAAUUGUGGGGAAUUAGUCUAAAUUAAAUACAGUCAUGUUUAAUAACUUGUUAUGUCAACUAGACAUUGUUAAGAAUUGCUUAAUUCUUGGACUUUGUAAGAAUGACAGUGUGUCCCACGGUUAUUGUUAAGAAGAUGUUGAAAUAACAUAUUUUAUCUAUUUCUGUGUUUGUAUCAACAAACUUGAAGUGGAUACAUUUUAUUGUUACAGAAAUAUUAGGGACCAUUUUGUCAAUGGAAAAAAGGCGGUGAAUAUGUUCAGAAAAACAAGAUGGCAACAACAAGAUGUCAAUGUCAGAAAAUAUUUACAAAUAGUGUUGAAAGGAAAAAUAAUCUCUCUGCAGCUGUUU